Molecule: messenger RNA, 1864 nt
Organism: Telopea speciosissima
Lineage: Eukaryota; Viridiplantae; Streptophyta; Magnoliopsida; Proteales; Proteaceae
Product: FRIGIDA-like protein 4a
Exons: 3
Coding region: 69-1655 (528 amino acids)
Source: RefSeq, a predicted model, not a curated record
AACUAUGGCCAGGGUUUAGGGUUUUCUUCUUGCGUUCUUUCAGGCAAGUGAGCUCUAUUGUUUUGGCCAUGGCGACUGAAGUGAUAAACAGAGAACGAUUCCAGAAGGCCUUCGACAAACUUGAAGACCAAAAGAACCUCCUGAUUACCUGCAGUGACCUAUGGAAACACCUUUCGAAACAUUUUUCCUCAUUGGAAGAAUCCCUCCUCGAGAAGUCCAAAGCCCUAGAUUCGAAGAUCGAGACUUUAGAUUCAGAGAGCAAGAAAACCCUGCAAGGCUUAGAAGAGAGGGAGAAUUCGAUCCCCGAACGCGAAUCGGCCGCCAUUGCCCUUGUUGAGGAGCAGAAAGCUGCUGCGCUGUCGACCUUCGAGCAAACGGUUUCCGGGACUCCCGAAUUGCCUGAAGCUCUCCGGUCAAUUUGCCGAAAGAUGGACCCCACGAGCUUGUUAAGGUUCAUGGUAGCAAACCGGAAGGAAUCUGUCGCUUUGAAGACUGAAAUUUCGCAAGCAAUUGCAGAAUCGGUUGAUCCGCCACGUUUAGUUUUGGACGCCAUGGAGGAUUUUAUUUCUCAGAAAUCUGGGAAAGCCGGGUUUCCUGACCGUCGUUGGGCAUGUGGAAUGCUACUCCAGGCACUGUUCCCUACAAUCGAAUCUGGUGAGAAAUCACCGCCUGUUGCCGGAAGCAUUGCUGAGAGAGCUGCUGUAGUUGCGGAGGCAUGGAAAGUGAAGAUGGACGAAAAGGAUUGGGGUGGUAUGGGGCCGGCGGAGGCAUCAAUGUUUCUACAGAUGGUUGUUGGGUUCGGAUUACAGUCGAAAUUUGAGGAGGAAUUCCUUAGAAAAUUGGUGCUGGGUUUCCCAUCAAGGAGGGAUAUGCCGAAGCUUGCUGCUCAAUUAGGAUUUGGCGAGAAAAUGAAAGAUAUAAUCGAUGAAUUAGUGAAGAAUGGCAAGGAGAUUGAGGCUGUAUAUUUUGCUUCUGAGUCUGGUCUGACUGAACAGUAUCCACCUAUCUCUUUGGUGAAGUCAUAUCUCAAGAACUCGAGGAGAAAUGCUACUAUGAUUUUGAAGAAUGGCCCUUACAAUGUGGCUGCAGCGGAGGCUGGUGCCCUGGAGUUGAAUUCAAUUAAGGCCAUCAUCAAAUGUGUUGAAGACCAUGACCUUGAAUCAGAGUUCACACUUGAAACCCUGAGGAAGCGUGUCACACAGUUGGAGAAAGCCAAGGUAGACAGGAAGAAGAAUGCUGCAGUGGGCAGCAGACCUCAUCAAAAUAAGCGACCCCGAGGUGGAAGUUCUGGCAGUGGUCCAUCUGCCUUCCGCCCAGCUAAAACAGGUAGGUUUUCCAACUCCUACUCCUCGUUUGGUCGUAGGGGCGGAGGCCCUGCACAUCAAAACCCAGCUCCAAGGUUCUCUGCACCAUAUAAUUAUCCGAGUCAGCAUGUCUAUGAGGGCCCUGCUCCAACUUCUUAUGCAUCUCCAUAUGGUGGAGCACCACACUCGCAAAGCCCUGCUGCAAUGCCUCAACAGUACUCAUUCCCAACUGAAGACAUGGGAGUUGCUGGGGCCCGGGCAAGUGGUUCAUAUCCUGCGCAGACCAGCUAUAAUGCGUAUGAUUAUGCAGCCGCGGCUCAACCCACUUACCAGCCUUCGUAUCCACAGUAAUUCUGGAACUAGAGGACUAGUUUGUAAUGCAUCUCUUGCUUCUGCAAGUUUUUCUGUAUCUGGCUUGUCUGCGGGCUUUUGUAUAUUUAAUAGGAUGUUGUUGAGCUAGAGAUAUGUUAGGCCUAUAUUUAACUCUCUUUAUUCUGGAGAAACCACAGCAUCUGAUCAAGGUUUCAUUUCAGUUAGAUGACAUACAUACUUGCUUUUUA